Messenger RNA from Paramormyrops kingsleyae, 2711 nucleotides. The record is from RefSeq and is a predicted model, not a curated record. NCBI's taxonomy places the organism in Eukaryota, Metazoa, Chordata, Actinopteri, Osteoglossiformes, Mormyridae.
GGGAGACAAAUCGGUGGGACAAUAGCCUGCCUGUUACCCCGCCUACUCUUUCCUGUCAUGUGAGGAUACUUAAUGCACUUCGCGGCUUGCCAUGUUUGGUAAGUGCUGCGAGUUAUCUACCGGAAGACAUACUGCUGCCCUGAAUGCCGAAAUGGGGACGGGGGUCAUGUUGACUGUUGUCUUUUUGCUACUGACCGUUAGAAAUGCCCAGUCCCAGGAAAGCUGUGUGAAGACUGUCGUCAGGUCGUGUGCAGAAUGUAUCAAGUCUGGACCCUACUGUGCCUGGUGCAAGCUGCUGGUAAAGAGCACCUUCAUCUGGCCACAUUGCAUCUCCUGCACAUACCGACCCGCGGCUCCUCAUACCAAUGCCAGAACCUGGCUAAAAGCAAACAAACAGGCUUUCAGAAUCAGACUUAUUUUUCUUGAUUUUCCAGAUCAGCCUUGGACCUUCACCUUCAAGUUCAAACGGGCAGAGGGUUACCCAGUAGACCUGUACUAUCUCAUGGACCUCUCCUAUUCCAUGAACGACGACCUGCAGAACGUGAAAAGUCUGGGGAAGGACCUUCUGAAGGCCCUGCGGCAAAUCACCAAACAAUCACGUAUAGGGUUUGGCUCAUUUGUGGACAAGGUCGUGCUCCCAUACACGAGCACCAACCCCAAGAGAGUGCAGAAACCCUGCCCUGAUAAUGAGCGCUUCUGCCAGCCGGCAUUCGGCUACAAGCAUGUGCUAAGCAUGACAGACAAUGAGAUUCUGUUCAAUAAAAGAGUCUCGGAACAGGCCAUUUCCGGAAACCUGGAUGUCCCCGAGGGGGGGCUGGAUGCCAUCAUGCAGGCUGCAGUUUGUGGGGACAAGAUUGGCUGGGGUAACAGCACCCGGCUGCUGGUGUUCACUACUGAUGCUGGAUUCCACAUGGCGGGAGAUGGCAAGCUGGCAGCCAUCUUGGAACCUAACGACGGGCGCUGCCACCUGGAUGCCAAAAUGCUGUACUCGAAAAGCAGUGAGAUGGAUUACCCCUCUGUCGGUCAAGUCAUGCAGAAGCUGGUGGAAAACAAUAUCCAGCCAAUCUUCGCCGUCACCAAGGACGUGGAACCAGUGUACAGGAGACUGAAAGACAUCAUUCCCAAAUCAGAGGUCGGUGUGUUGACUUCCGAUUCAAGCAAUGUGAUCAGUCUGAUCCAGAACGCAUACCGGAACCUUUCAUCUAAUGUGAUUGUGACUCAUGAUGAUCUUCCCGAUCAUGUGACCGUCAUGUACACAUCAAACUGUCCUAAUGGGGAUCUGCCCAGCAUCAGAGGGACAUGUGACAAUGUGGGGAUUGGGAAGGAGGUCGAGUUCAAUGUGACUGUCACAGCCCACAAGUGUUUGAAUGAGCAGAGCUUCCUGAUCGGACCUCUGGGCUUCAGGGAGAAGAUCAGGGUCAACCUGACGACUAGGUGUGAGUGCGAGUGUGACGACAGGAAGGACAGCAAUCACCAACACUGCAAUUCACAAGGUCAAGUCAGCUGUGGUACCUGCAGCUGCAACAAGGGCUUUGUGGGGCAGAAAUGCGAGUGCAAGAUCGGCGAUAAGAGUGAGGCAGAGCUGCGACAGGCGUGCAUGCCCGUCAACGGCUCCAUGUGCUCGGGCCAGGGUGAGUGCGUGUGCGGCGUGUGCCACUGCUCUCCUGGUGAGGAUGGCCGCAGCAUCUACGGCAGAUUCUGUGAGUGUGACGACAGAAGCUGCCCACUCUCCCGGGGGCAACCAUGCGGAGGACAGGGCCGGUGCUCAUGUGGAACAUGCAACUGUAACCCUGGGUAUGAGGGCGAUGCCUGCGACUGCAGGAAGUCAGAUAACAGGUGCCGGACAGGCAAUAAGGUCUGCUAUGGGCGCGGCAACUGUGUGUGCGACGUCUGCAAUUGUACCGUGGGCUACACGCGGCCGUUCUGUGAGACCUGCCCCGGCUGCCCGGCGCUCUGCGAGAGAGUGGCGAGCUGUGUCGAGUGCCAUAUGGAUGAGCGGAAGGGGAACUGCUUGGUCUGCCAGGGUGUGACCUAUAGGGAGGAACCAGACCUGAAGGAGCAGCGGCUCUGCAAGCGCAGGGGGACCGACGGUUGCCAGAUGAUCUACAGCACCAAACAGCUGCAGGGUGUUGAGCAGUAUGAAGUCAUCUUUAGGAAUAAAGAGUGCCCAGAGCCCCCUGAUCUCCGCCUUAUCAUUGGAGGGACCUUCUCUGGGGUGGCCCUAAUCGGGAUCCUUCUACUGCUGGCCCUCAAAGCUUUCAUACACAUGAGGGACCUCAAGGAGUUCAGGAGAUUUGAAAACGAGCAGAAGAAGUCCAAAUGGAGCAAAGCAGACAACCCGCUGUUCAAGACUGCAACAACCACCGUGCAGAACCCAAACUUCGGGGGGGACUGAUGUGCGCAGUGUCAGACCUUACAGUAUGGUGAGGUUUAGUGCAGUGCUGUCCCAGACAACACAAGGUCAGCUCAGAGUAGGUUGUAGUCAUGGCCUGUGGAUGACUAACUGUACACCAGACUGCAAUCUUUGUUAUUUUUACUCUUCCUACAAGUCUGUUUGCUGUGAUAAAUGCUCAUGCUAGUACCUCUCAGCUUUGGAAAUGCUGUAUUGCUAAUGGUCCUGCUCUCUUUUGUGCCACUUUGUCAAUGUGGGGUCAGAAUAUGUAAAUUAUAAGAUCCUCUAUUUGCAAAAACAUUAAAUGGAUUGAGCCAGU